This is a messenger RNA of Babesia bigemina, 1725 nucleotides long. RefSeq lists its product as hypothetical. Gene Ontology annotation, biological process: mitotic cell cycle; microtubule cytoskeleton organization. Gene Ontology annotation, cellular component: microtubule; cytoplasm. Gene Ontology annotation, molecular function: GTP binding; structural constituent of cytoskeleton. Bases 1 to 1725 code for a protein of 574 amino acids. NCBI's taxonomy places the organism in Eukaryota, Apicomplexa, Aconoidasida, Piroplasmida, Babesiidae. The transcript has 3 exons. The record is from RefSeq and is a predicted model, not a curated record.
AUGUCGUUAAUCACCAUAGCAAUCGGUCAGGGGGGACUUGGCUUACAUUCUGCAUUUAUGCAAUAUGCCGCAGAUUAUAUUGCAGAAUUGAGGGAUGCUCCCAGUGACAAGGCGGGCAUCGAACAUAAAUCUAAAACCGAGUUUGCAACAGCCUUGGACAUGUCCUACUUCGGGGGGAAAAGGGAAACGGAAGAGGAGACCCUCCUCCCUCGUAGCAUUGUAAUGGCUACGGGCACCGAUGUAUCCGAAGCAUUAUACAGGGUGCAGCAUGGCGAGAUCGCAAAACACAGCAUGAUCAAUAAUAAUAGGAAUAGUGCCAAAGGUGCAUCAAAUUCUAGUUCCAGGGGGUGGAAGUAUGAGGAGGACUACGUUCUACAUUUGCCAGAAGCCUCACAUGAUGUCUGGUCACGAGGGUUCACUAACGCUACCAUACAUGAAGAAAGCAUUAGCGAAGUCAUACGCAAGUGUAUGGAAGAGACAGAUGCUCCUGGAGGUUUUGUUUCUUUCGUGAGUUUAGGAGGAGGUUCAGGCUCAGGCAUAGGUGCAUACGUCGCUAGGCUUCUUUCGGAUCAAUUCCCGAAGAUCAUUCAUAUGCCGGCAGCUAUUGCACCUUUCACAUAUGGGGAGUCAGGAAUGCAAUCUGUAAACACAACUAUGGCCUUGUCAUACUAUCAGGACUUUUGUGAUGGUAUCCUGUUGCUACAAAAUGACAUUCAAGCAUCGUUAUGCGCCAAAGUCUUUGGCGUUGGUGGCAAUUCAUUCGACUGCUUGAACAUGUUAACCGCUACCAAUAUCUUUCACGGUCUGCGACCAACAUCUAGCACCUGCCCCAUAUCGGGGAGCGUGCGUUUCGGCAACUCCCUGAAUUUCAUAACAGACGGUCUUUGCAGUUAUCCAUCUAUGAAGAUCCUCAACCUAGAUCUGUUGCCACUGGAGCGCUUGGAUGGGGUCAAGAAAAACGCUGUCAGCAUACACCAGAUUGCCAGCCAACUGGCGGACAGGUUGAAAGCCGAUCCAACCUUGGUUGAGGGUCUAAAUAAUGAAAAGGUGUCGCUAAUAGCAAAAGAUUCAACUCCUCAAGACCCCGGCACUGGCGCCAAACAAAGGGGAUCCCAGGGAUUAAAAGAGCAAAUCAUUAUAAAAGAUUUUAGCAACUACGAAAAGACCGAAAUUAGCCAAUCGGAUACAAAGGAUUCUUUCAAAUGUCUGAGACAUCUACCGGUUAAGUCCCCUGAAUGUAAACAUAUAGAAAUAACUGAAAACGGAAUUUCGCUUGUAGACACUCCCAGUGCCGAAGCGAAACAAACAACUUCCAACUCGUUCAAGUUGAUCAAGACGGUGGGAAAGAAACGUACGAACGUCACCAAGUUCAAUGUAGUAGCAGGCGUACAGGUGAAUAUUGGUGGUCAUAUUAACGAGAAUGUGAAUCUGGUUGACCUAUAUCAAGAUGUCUUAUUUUGGAAGCAAUCCACGCGUCCGUUACAGGUAUCUUACUGCCCUAGUGAUGUGGGUUUGCUGGGGAGCACCAUGUCACAGAUAUCUAACAGCCAGGCGGUAGUACCAUUUCUGGAUUUCACGGUUACAACCGCGAAAAUGUGCUAUGCCACAAAUACAUACAUGCACAAAUUUAAUGAAGACGGAAUAUCGACGGAGGAGCUGCAGCAUGGGAUUAUAAAUCUGCAAGAGUUGACGGGAUCCUAUAAGGCAAUGAGCAGCUUGCCUUAG